AUGGGAGGGGCAGGCCUUCUGCUGCGUCUGCGGCUGCUGCUGCUGCUGGCUGGGGCCGGGGCAGGAGUGGCCUGGAGGCCUCCAAAGGGAAAAUGUCCGCCACACUGUUCUUGCUCCAAGGACAGUGCCCUGUGUGAGGGCUCCCCGGAGCUGCCCCAGAGCUUCUCCCCGACGCUCCUGUCACUCUCACUCAUCAGGACAGGAGUGCCCCAGGUGAAGGCUGGCAGCUUUCUGAAGAUUCCCUCACUGCACCUGCUCCUCUUCUCAUCCAAUACCUUCUUUGUGAUUGAGGAUGACGCGUUUGUUGGCCUGUCCCACCUACAGUACCUCUUCAUCGAGGACAACAAGAUCGGCUCCAUCUCUAAGAACGCCCUCAGAGGACUGCGCUCACUCACGCACCUAAGCCUGGCCAACAACCACCUCGAGACCCUCCCCAGAUACCUGUUCAGAGGCCUGGAGACCCUGACUCACGUGGACCUCCGUGGGAACCCAUUCCAGUGCGACUGCCGAGUCCUUUGGCUGCUACAGUGGAUGCCCACCGUGAAUGCCAGUGUGGGGACUGGGGCCUGUGCAGGGCCCUCUGCCUUGACCCAUAUGCAGCUCAGCCAUCUGGACCCCAAGACAUUCAAGUGCAGAGCCAUAGAGCUGUCCUGGUUCCAGACUGUUGGGGAGUCAGCACUGAGCGUGGAGUCCUUCUCCUACCAGGAGGAACCCCACAUGGUCCUGGCACAGCCCUUCGCAGGCCGAUGCCUGAUCCUCUCCUGGGACUACAGCCUGCAGCGAUUCCGGCCUGAGGAAGAGCUGUCCGCGCCCUCGGUGGUGUCCUGCAAGCCGCUGGUGCUGGGCCCGCGGCUCUUCGUCCUGGCUGCCCGCCUGUGGGGAGGUUCGCAGCUGUGGGCCCGGCCCAGCCCGGACCUGCGUCUGGCCCCGAUGCAGGUCCUGGCCCCGCGACGGCUGUUGCGUCCCAACGAUGCGGAGCUGCUGUGGCUGGACAGGGAGCCCUGCUUCGUGGUAGCUGACGCCUCCAAGGCUGGCAGCACCACGCUGCUGUGUCGUGAUGGGCCGGGCUUCUACCCGCGCCAGAGCCUGCACGCCUGGCACCGGGACACGGAUGCUGAGGCCCUGGAGCUGGACGGCCGUCCGCAUCUGCUGCUGGCGUCUGCCUCGCAGAGGCCAGUGCUCUUCCACUGGCUUGGUGGCCGCUUCGAGAGGCGCACGGACAUCCCCGAAGCAGAGGACGUCUACGCCACACGUCACUUCCAGGCCGGUGGCGAUGUGUUCCUGUGCCUGACACGCUACAUCGGGGACUCCAUGGUCAUGCGCUGGGACGGCUCUAUGUUCCGCCUUCUACAGCAGCUCCCUUCUCGAGGGGCUCAUGUCUUCCAGCCCUUGCUCAUCGCCAGGGACCAGCUAGCCAUCCUGGGCAGCGACUUUGCUUUCAGCCAAGUCCUCCGCUUGGAGCCUGACAAGGGGCUCCUGGAGCCGCUGCAGGAGCUGGGGCCCCCUGCCUUGGUGGCUCCCAGGGCCUUUGCCCAUGUCACCUUAGCGGGCAGACGCUUCCUGUUUGCAGCAUGCUUCAAGGGCCCCACGCAGAUCUACCAGCACCACGAGCUGGACCUCAGUGCCUGACACCGGACAGGACCCUGGAUAUGGCCAGGUGGCGGGCAAGUGCAGUCUGGGACAUCUGGAUGCCCUCUGGGGGUACUAAGGUCACUGCCGCUCCUGAGAUACAGACUACAGGCUAAGUGCAUCAUCAGCCCCAGUCAAAAUACCCCAUCCCUUGGAUGGUCUGUGACCGCUGUGGACAAAUGGAAGGUCCCAGCUCCCUGUGACGUCUGAGCUGUCCUCCCAAGCUGGAGCCACAUCUUGGGACAGAUGCUCCCAAAGAUGACUUGCCUUGGGCAUUCAUCCAGCAACACCAUGCAAGAGACCCCCCCCCCCCAACAUAACCCCUCCUGCUCCUGGAGGAAGAACCAGGGAAGCAAGACUUGCCCUCAAACUCAAUCUGGCCAAUGGCUUCCACGGAGGAGUGCCUGUGUCUAUAAUGUCACAGUUGCUGGGCAGUUUUUUCUGACCAGGUCAUUCCCUCAGCAGCUUGUGCGCCCCGCAGAUCUACUGUCAAAGGCUGCCCUCCAUCCUUUGCACGUGCGCAAGAGGAGGCUGAGGGAGGGUUGAGUUUAAGAGGUGUCGCGGGAAACUCCGGGCACCCCUUCCUAAAAGUGCGACAGGGGUAAGGACAGAAAGUAUGAGUUCAAUAAAUGCGCUGGGCAUCCACCCCACCCUUUUGUGGGAUCUUUUAUGGGCCAAGCUUGUGAAUAGCAUGGGGGUGGUUGGAGCCUCUGGAGCUUCAUAGGCCGGACGAGAUCCUAGGGACGUAUUCUGACAGCUGCAGCGGGGUC
Jaculus jaculus (lesser Egyptian jerboa) is the source of this 2399-nucleotide messenger RNA. RefSeq names its product leucine rich repeat LGI family member 4 (gene Lgi4). The coding region runs from base 1 to 1629 and encodes 542 amino acids. Gene Ontology annotation, biological process: neuron maturation; myelination in peripheral nervous system. Gene Ontology annotation, molecular function: protein binding. The record is from RefSeq and is a predicted model, not a curated record. NCBI's taxonomy places the organism in Eukaryota, Metazoa, Chordata, Mammalia, Rodentia, Dipodidae. The transcript has 9 exons.